Messenger RNA from Symbiodinium natans, 756 nucleotides. The record is from the annotation of a GenBank genome assembly. Lineage: Eukaryota; Dinophyceae; Suessiales; Symbiodiniaceae.
AUGGUCCCCUUGUACUGGGGUGGGCAUCAUCUUUUGGGAGGCUCCCGCCAUCGUUGGCCUCAGACGGCGCUGAAGGACUGGGGCGACAAGCGACGCUAUCUCAGCUUCUGGGGCGGCGCCCGCCAUCAAGGUUGCUGCCACGAAGCCUACGACGACACGGCUACAUGGUACCGAGACUUCAGCUUCCACUACUGUGCCCCGAAGUGCAUCGACAAGCUGAAUGGAGAGGACUACUGCUCGAAGUGGUGCAACCACAAGGGCAAGUGGGGCUGCGGCGUGCAGUCAGACGGCCAGUACACCUGUGACUGCACGGGCUGCAGCGGUUGCAAGACGACCACCACAACCACCACCCAGGGCGUUCUGCUGGGCUUCUCGGGGCCAUACCGAAUAAAUACCGGUGGCGACGUGGACGGCUUCACCUACUUCCGAUCCAAGAAGGUCAGCGAGGACUUCCUGACAGACGAGAAGGUCGGGGACAAGUGUGACGCCUGGGCCGUGUUGGGUGGUGUCAAUGGUGGAACACAUCCAGGUGGAAUCAGGUACUACUACACGCACGUUGGGUGGCCGAAGCAGGUGGUGCACUUCGAGUUCCACUUCUGCGACUUCGUUUCCAUCAAGAGACUACGGAUCGGCACUCCGAACUACUGCGAGCGAGCUGAAUGGAGGGUCUUCACUCACACGGCCGAUUUGCCGCGGCCACGCGCGCCCUUUCAGGGUAUGUACAAGACCAAAGACCGGUUCUGGCCAUGGUUCUAA